AUGGCCUAUGGCCUGGCGAUAAACUUUCUGAAUCUGAAUAAAUCAGAAUUACGGAAAAACAAGUUAACUGUGUUAAAAUCAUCACUAAAUAGCCAGCAGACACUGUUGACAAUGUUCAGUAAGGAAGCCGAUACAACGACUGAAGCUAGUUUUGUUAUAUCAGGGAAUAUUGCUCGUGCUAAAUGCCGAUAUUCUGAUGGCGAAUUUGUUAAGAAUAUAGCUGAAGUUGUUGCAGUGUUAGAUCCAAAUAACACAAAACUUCAGCGACUAAUAGCACAAACACCAGCUUCAUGCCACGCUACAGAGAGGCGUAUCUCCCAGAUCAGUGCUGAUGUUGCAGGCAAAAUGCAAAAUGAUUUAAAGAAUUCCCUUGCAUUCCGCUUUGCUCUUGACGAAUCUACAGACAUACAAGACAACCCACAACUGGCGGUAUUUGUUUGUUAUGUUUCCUUUGAUGUAACUGUGAAAGAAGAGAUGUUGGAUCUAGUGGCACUAAAAGAAACAACUCGUGGUGUUGACAUUAAAAAUGCACUUGACAGAGCCUUAACAAAUGCUGAUAUUCCACUGGAUAAACUCAUCAGUGUUGCAACAGAUGGAGCCCCUGCAAUGGUGGGGAAAAAUGCAGGAUUAAUUGCACUUAUGAAAAAUGAUCCCAGCUUUCCAGAGUUUCUCCCUGUUCAUUGCAUUAUUCAUCAUGAACACCUGGCAGCCAGAUACUUCAAGUAUGAAAAUGUUAUGAAAUCUAUUCUUGAAAUUGUCAAUUUCAUAUGCUUAAAUGGGAAGAGCCACCGACAGUUCAAAAAUUUUAUGGACGAACUGGAGCUUGAAGAUAAACCCAGUGAUGUCUCUUUCUACUGCAUUGUGAGGUGGCUGUCAACCAGCAAUGUCUUAAAUAGGUUUGUGGAUCUGUUGGAGCCUAUUAUUACUUUUCUUGAAGAAAAGAAAAUAUUCUAUCCUGAACUGGAAAAUGAUGAAUGGAUGCAAGAUCUAAUGUUCCUUACUGAUAUAAUGAAUCAUCUACAAACUCUCAACUUGCCACUCCAGGGGAAGGAUAAGAUUGUUUCUGAUCUUACUCAGACAAUUUUCAGCUUUCAGAAUGAAAUAAGAGUUUUUCAAAGAGACAUAUUGUCAAGAAACUUCAGUUACUUUCCCAAUCUCAAAAGGAGAGUAAAUACAUUCCCUGAUAUUGAAAUAAAAGACCACAAACUGGAAGAAUACGAAGAUAAAUUACAAGGACUGCUUGAUAAUUUCCUAGACAGGUUUGAGGACUUGCAGAAGCUGAAGCCCUGCUUCGCCUUUCUUGUAAAUCCAUUCAUGGUUGAUGUGAUCAAUGAUGGUUGUCCAACUGGAAGCAAGUUUCAGAAAUAA
Molecule: messenger RNA, 1368 nt
Organism: Rhineura floridana
Lineage: Eukaryota; Metazoa; Chordata; Lepidosauria; Squamata; Rhineuridae
Product: general transcription factor II-I repeat domain-containing protein 2-like
Exons: 1
Coding region: 1-1368 (455 amino acids)
Source: RefSeq, a predicted model, not a curated record